CUACACGUCUGGAAUCUAUUAGUUCAUUCCUUGGGAACAAUGCGAUCCUAUAAUACCUGUCUUAAGCUAAGAACACUUUCCAUUCCUACAUAACUCUAUAAAAAGGACUCACCUCUACAAGCCUCUUUCUAUUCACUAUUAUUUCAAAUGUUUGGCCCAUGUGACCACCUAAAAAUUGAGUCACUUCAGUGGCAAGUAAACUCAAGAAUUUAAGAAACUAAAAGAUGUCUUGCAUGCACCAAUCCAAAAUUUUCUUUUCCCCUACUCAUAUGUCUGGAAUCUUUUAGUUCAUUCCUUGGGCACAAUGCGAUCCUAUGAUACUUGCUCCAAGAUAAGAACUCUUCCCAUUCCUACAAACCUCUAUAAAAUGACUCACAUCUUUGCCUAUUUCCUUCCACAGCCAACCAAGUUAAUCAUUGUGCUUGCCGCCAACAGUAGUAACGGUAAGCACCAGCAGUUGCAUGCAACACUCUAGCAUGAAGAGCCAUGAGGCUGGUGAUGCCGACCAUGGCUUCAGGAUCAUCACACUAGCCGGUGACAACAAGGGCGCAACCAUGAAGGCAAACAUGGAUCAACUGAUGGACACCGAUGGCAUGAUGUACGAUGACAACGACAUCAUAUGCACCUACACCAAUAACAACUAUCAGGCUGUGAACAACUCAUUUCUUCUUCGUGGGAGCUGCACGGCUGAGGACCCCGGCAUUCAUGUGGUCAUAUCAGAGUAUGUUGAGAAGGUUGGCGAUGGUGAUGAUCAAGAGAGGUAUGAGAAGAAAAAAGAGAAUAACAAGAAGGACAAGAAAAGAGAAGAAGAUAAGAGCAAGGGAAGCACCAAAGAAGGUUUGGAGUGGUAAGAAGUAUGGCUUAUGAGCAAAAUGAUUAUGAAGCAAUACUUUGAAUGCUAAUAGGUAAUAGCCUUAGCACCAAGUACAAGUAAUAAAUCUUGUAAGUUGAUGCCUGCUAUAUUAAUAAAGAGAAAUUACGUUCCGCAAGUCACACUAAGGUGUUUAGUGUGAAUUCAGAUGAAAACAUUGCAUUUGUGCAUGAGGUAAAUCGAACAGCAAAACGAGGAGCGCCACAAAGCAGCUUUAAACAUGUAAUUUUUGUUGUUGCAAUGACAUUUCUGUGUCAAUCCAUGGAAUUUGCAAAGUAAAAGUUCUACACAAAUUCAACACAUGAAAGAAUCAAGAUUUUCCGCAA
Molecule: messenger RNA, 1197 nt
Organism: Musa acuminata subsp. malaccensis (wild Malaysian banana)
Lineage: Eukaryota; Viridiplantae; Streptophyta; Magnoliopsida; Zingiberales; Musaceae
Source: RefSeq, a predicted model, not a curated record